This is a messenger RNA of Periconia digitata, 807 nucleotides long. The record is from the annotation of a GenBank genome assembly. NCBI's taxonomy places the organism in Eukaryota, Fungi, Ascomycota, Dothideomycetes, Pleosporales, Periconiaceae.
AUGAACAACAUCAAUUCGCGUCAGAUCCGAAGCUCGGACGAAGAAGCUCCGCUUCUCGGUGGUAGCGCGGGACGGCGCUCGGAUUCCUCUCGGCUGGGGUCACGCCUGUCCACCCACCUGAACGCGAAUGUGAGCAAGAACUGGGCGGACCUGGUCCUGCUUGGGUGCUACGUUAUCACGGGUCUACUCGAUAGUUCCGCGGUAUCUAUCUGGGGCUCCUUUGUGAGCAUGCAAACUGGAAACACUGUUUAUCUCGGACUGGGAUUGAUUGCACCAAACGAGAGUGUUCGCUGGAUUAAGGCUUUGACCUCCAUAGCAUUUUUCUGUCUGGGGUCUUUCUUCUUUGCUCGAUUUCACCGGUAUUUUGGGUCCGCCAAACGCUGGGUCCUCGUUGCUUCAUACGGCCUUCAACUUGCCUGCAUAGUACUUGCUGCCAUCAUCGUCACGGUUGAUGCUAAGACCGAAGGGCUCCACUGGCAAGUACUUGUGCCACUCGGCGCUGUCGCUUUCCAGUCCAGUGGACAGGCCGUCACGUCCAGAGUUUUGAAAUACAACGGGUUGACGAGUGUGGUCUUGACGAGCAACUACUGCGACCUUUUUUCGGAUCCCAAGAUCUGGAGCCUUUCCAAUAUCGAAAGAAAUCGACGAGUAGCGGCACCAGUAUUGCUCUUGGUUGGAGCAAUGGGAGGUGGGCUGUUUGCGCAUAGCAAUAUUGGCAUGGAAGGUGCGCUUUGGACGGCUGCCGGGUUAAAAGCGGUGGCAGUGGCUGCUUGGAUAUUAUGGAAGCCUGAGGGCCAAGGGGAGUGA